Manihot esculenta (cassava) is the source of this 1585-nucleotide messenger RNA. Its product is annotated as ADP,ATP carrier protein 1, mitochondrial. The transcript is spliced from 4 exons. The record is from RefSeq and is a predicted model, not a curated record. Bases 168 to 1340 code for a protein of 390 amino acids. Gene Ontology annotation, molecular function: ATP:ADP antiporter activity. Gene Ontology annotation, biological process: mitochondrial ADP transmembrane transport; mitochondrial ATP transmembrane transport. Lineage: Eukaryota; Viridiplantae; Streptophyta; Magnoliopsida; Malpighiales; Euphorbiaceae. Gene Ontology annotation, cellular component: mitochondrial inner membrane.
UAAAAGCCCUCUCAUUUGCGCUCUUUUCAAAACUCAAGCGUCCUCCACAAAUCUCUCUCUUUUCUUUCGCCGAUUCCUUCUCUCAAAGUUCUGCGAGCGGCGGAGAGAAAAACCCUCCAACCCGAUCGCAGAUUCGCAGCCGCAGCUACCUAUCAGGGAAAGUCACAAUGGUUGAUCAAGUUCAAUACCCAACUGUCAUGCAGAAGGUAGCUGGUCAGCUCCUUCAUUCAAGUCUUUCCCAAGAUUUCCAUGGCUAUGAUGGGGCCAUCAAGAGGCCUGCUCUCUACCAAAGGCGUUCAUAUGGAAACUACUCCAAUGCUGCUUUUCAAUAUUCCAUGGUGCGGGGCUGUGGUGCUGCUACUGACCUAUCUCUUGUUCCAUCAACUGCUUCUUCUGUUUGUGUGCAGGCUCCCUCCGAAAAAGGGUUUGCUGGCUUUGCUAUUGAUUUCCUUAUGGGUGGAGUCUCAGCUGCUGUAUCUAAGACAGCGGCUGCUCCAAUUGAGCGUGUUAAGCUAUUGAUUCAGAACCAAGAUGAGAUGAUUAAAAGUGGCAGACUCUCAGAACCCUACAAGGGCAUUGGUGAUUGUUUUAAGAGAACGAUGAAGGAUGAAGGAAUUGUUGCAUUGUGGAGAGGAAACACUGCUAAUGUCAUUCGCUAUUUCCCUACACAGGCUUUGAAUUUUGCAUUCAAAGAUUACUUCAAGAGGCUCUUCAACUUUAAGAAAGACAGAGAUGGUUACUGGAAAUGGUUUGCUGGUAACUUGGCAUCAGGUGGUGCUGCAGGUGCCUCUUCCCUUCUCUUUGUCUACUCCCUAGACUAUGCUAGAACCCGUUUGGCCAAUGAUGCCAAGGCUGCAAAGAAGGGAGGAGAGAGGCAAUUCAAUGGACUCGUUGAUGUCUACAGAAAGACAAUGGCAUCUGAUGGUAUUGCUGGGCUUUACCGUGGUUUUAACAUUUCUUGUGUUGGAAUCAUUGUGUAUCGUGGUCUCUAUUUUGGAAUGUAUGACUCUCUGAAGCCUGUGGUGUUGACUGGAAAUUUGCAGGAUAGUUUCUUUGCUAGCUUUGCCCUUGGUUGGCUCAUCACUAAUGGUGCUGGUCUUGCCUCCUACCCCAUUGAUACUGUCCGAAGAAGAAUGAUGAUGACCUCUGGUGAAGCUGUCAAGUACAAGAGUUCUCUUGAUGCCUUUUCUCAGAUCUUGAAGAAUGAGGGUGCAAAGUCACUCUUCAAGGGUGCAGGAGCAAACAUCCUCCGUGCCAUUGCUGGUGCUGGUGUGCUUGCCGGUUAUGACAAGUUGCAGUUAAUUGUCUUCGGAAAGAAGUAUGGAUCUGGUGGUGCUUAAGCAGCACUGACAUUAUUCCAUUUAGCUUUAGAUGGCGAUGAAAAUCGUUAGAUCUGAGAAUUUAGCAAGCAAAUUUUUCUUCAAAUAAUUCAUUUCAAUGGGGAGGUUGCUCCUCAGACCCAAUUUUUAUUACAUUCGGAUGGAAUUUUUUGGUUAUUUCAUAAACCCGGUUAAAUGUGUUGUGGCCAUUGCCACUGCUGCUUUUUGAACUUCCAUUUAUGAAUUGAUGGAAUUUUUAUACACAA